CUCACCCCCUCACCCCCUCAUCCCCAGUGUCCUCUCCCGGCUCCCGUAGACAUUCCUCCGCUGUCAGUGCGCGGUGACCGUCGCUGAGCCACCACCACCACCACCUCCCCCGGAGCCCCGAGUGAGAACCAUGGAGGAGAUCAACAGCAUCGAAGUGGGUCCGUGCACAGAGUCCGACUACCUGAAGCCGUUCAGGGUGCACUACAACCAGAACGGCACAAAGAAAACCUGGGACUUCAUGCAAACCCAUGACAGUGUAUCAGUGCUGAUCUUCAACACCACCUCACAUUGUUUUGUCCUUGUCAAGCAGUUCCGUCCAGCUGUAUACAUGUGUGAGUGGGAAAGGAGCAAGAAGCAGGCGCCUCAGCCUGCUGAAAAAACCGAGGAGGGCGCUGCCGAAGCCGCGGCCCCAGAGUCUCAGGAGGGCCAGUCGGCCUCAGAGGGGGAGAGCUCUUCUCAGUGGCCCCCGGCCUCGGCGGGGGUCACCUACGAGCUGUGCGCCGGGCUGGUGGACAAACCUGACCUCUCGCUGGAGGAGAUUGCUCGGCAAGAGGUGCUGGAGGAGUGUGGCUACGAUGUACCUGCCGCUAAGCUGAAGAAGAUUACUUCUUACAGGUCAGGCGUGGGUGUAACGGGUUCCAAGCAGACCAUGUUUUACGCCGAGGUGUCCGACGACAACUGUGUGGGCGCGGGUGGAGGUGAGCCACGGGAGGGCGAGCUUAUCGAGGUGGUCAAAGUUCCGCUGCACGAGGCCAUGACGUUCGCCUACGACGAGCGUAUACCCAAAACCAUGGGCGUCAUUUUUAGCUUCAUCUGGUUCCAUAAUAACAUGUCUCCCAAGUACAAGAUCUCAACUAAUGUGUAACUGGUAUUCACAAACCUUUCAAAACAAUUAUUCCAAAUUAAAUGAAACACUGGCCCAGCACAUCCAUUCUUCCCCCUUAUGGCUCUUUAUCCUCUGUUGCCUUUUUGCUAAUCGGUACACGAUGACGGGUGGGCCCCUUGUCUUGUUGCCAGCAGGUUUCUUUAAGUUUUGUCCCGUUUAUCUUUUCAAAUUUGAUGUGGUCUUAAUCAUUUUCCUCAGAAGAACUUUGCCAUAGCUGGUUGUCUCUGGCACUUUGUAUUUCACGUUUUUUUUUAAAUUGUUGUUAAUUGUUUUGUUUACUGUGCCAUCUGUUAGAAAAUGGCUGGAUAUCACUGACUUCUUUUGCUUGCCCUUGAUUAGAGGAAUCCUCCACUGAUCGUAUUCUGGAUCUUGAAUGUUACCUUUAAAAUCUGUUGCUGACUGUGAGAAAAAUAUUAACAUUCCUCGUAAACUCGAUUCAACUGUUCCCGCGAGUACGUUCACGUCGCAUCAAUUAUCGUAAAUACAAUUUUCUGACUUUUCUGUCGGUAGCGUUUUUUUCAUCUGAAUCGUCAUCGUGUCAGGGAAGCAUCGAGUCAAAUCUGUUGAAUACGCCUCACAUCAAAGUCGUUAGAUAACUGUGUCAUUGGAAUCUCACAACAAUCUUGAUUUCGUGAACUCACAAAUGACAGACGUGGAAAUUUUCCACUUCUCCACCAUCCACCCUAUAUGAUGUGAACUUGGCAUUGAGCCACUAUGCUAACCAGCCACGUGCUCCUGGUUCCCUCCAGUCAGCUGACAUUUUUUAUCGUGCUAGUAAAAUGCAAACAUUUCAACCGACCUGAAAGGAAGAAUCUAACAUGAGCCUUCAGCUUUCUGAACAUGUUCUUAUCACUCAUGCUAAAUGAAAAAAAAAAAAACAGUGGAGCAUUCCUUUAAGCCGUGAUCCAGUAAUGCAAAGACUAUGCUGUUUAAUUGUGGGGCCUUGUAACGACGGAGGAGUGAGGCGUGUGUUUGUUAACCACCACUUGUUCAGGCACGCCUCAAUUAAUUGAUCUGAUCCACAGCCUUUAAGCAAUACUUAUCACAGUACCCCGGGCUAAGCUAUCACAGUGUUGCUGAACUCCUUCAUUAACUUUAACCAGUCGACAUAUUCGCAGACUGUCUUCACCGCUCAGACAAAGCAUACGCCUACCUCUGCACCGAGGGCCUGAUUAUCAGUGUGUCACUAUAGUCGAGCACAAUCCUGAUCUCAAGCGUACUGUACUAGGUUAGUCAAAGACACGACACACUGAGACUAAUGUCACGUAUUCACGGUUGGGAUCCAAAAAGCUACAGUGGGUUAAAGUUUAGUUUUUCUGUUUUUUUUUCUUUAGGGAACUUUUAAAUCUGCUUUGUUUGUUCUGGACUUUUUCAGUCUCGUCCACUUUCUGGAAACUUAGUCCGACCAAAAGAGGUGGGAUCAAGCUGAACCAUGGUUCAGUUCGUUUGCAGUGUUAAAAAAAUCUUUUUUUGGAUUCUUUGGACUUUAAAAAAAAGUCGCCUUCCAUCUUUGCCUCAAACAAUAUAUAGUUUGAACGACAAGGACGUUCAUUUGGCACAUUUGAACUAGUAUUGAGUACUGCAUCUGUUGAUGCUGGUAGUAAUACUGUAACUAUAUCACAGUGGGAACCACGCUAACAAAAUGAACUGGUUCAUUAAUUUUCAGUUUAUUACCUGUUGAAUGACGACACAAUGAUGUCACACACACGCCCGUCCACUAACCACUCAAUGUCAAGCGUAGAUCACAGAGGUGAUGACGACGGGACGUGCGUUUGUUGAGGACGUGUUGUUUUGGCUCAAAUGUGUGUGUCAAGGAAUAACAUGGAGUUAAGAUACUUUUUUAGUUUUUUUUACUUCUGUGUUACUUAUUAUUUUCUGAGAUAAAGACAUCCUGGAGUUUGGAACACACGAGUGCAGGUGUAGGAGCAUGUUCAGGAGGAGUCAACCAUCGGACACAUCGCCUUGAACAAUAAUUAAUCCUGGAGUUCCAGUGCGGAUACAUAUUGGAUUGUCAUUCACACGAACCCGAUCUCACAAAGUUAAAGUCAACAGCAGUUUGUCUAAAAUCUCAGGACCAAAUCAUCAAACGUUUGGCCGUUCAGGGAAAAAUCUCUGAAUGUGACGAUGACCAGCAUGUUAUGAUAUUAUUAUAUUUCCAAAAUCACUUGCAGCUUAGAGGCGACAAGGUUCUUACUCUUCUUACUACAGUAUGUAUUAGUAUUUUUCUUCAUUCAAAAAGGGCUGGUACUUCAUCUAUGAUUUAAUACGUGACAAGACACAAAGUCCCCUCACCUUCUCGUUUUGUUAAAAAUAUGCAAGUACUGAAGCAGAGCUGUUUUUAGAAAAUCACUGCCCACCUAAAAAAAAAAAAAUCCCCAUCUCAUUAUUUUUACAUUUCUAGAGUCGGAUAGUAAUAGAACUAGAAUAGAGCUACGCUGGCAGAUCUUCUCACAGCCGGUGAUUUCACGUGGAACCAGGGUUCAGAUCUUCUUAUAGUGCACCAGCAGAUUUUGGAAGUUGU
Paralichthys olivaceus (Japanese flounder) is the source of this 3407-nucleotide messenger RNA. It is a transcript of the gene nudt14, whose product is annotated as nudix (nucleoside diphosphate linked moiety X)-type motif 14. The record is from RefSeq and is a predicted model, not a curated record. NCBI's taxonomy places the organism in Eukaryota, Metazoa, Chordata, Actinopteri, Pleuronectiformes, Paralichthyidae. Gene Ontology annotation, biological process: nucleoside phosphate metabolic process; ribose phosphate metabolic process. Gene Ontology annotation, molecular function: metal ion binding; UDP-sugar diphosphatase activity.